Molecule: messenger RNA, 2588 nt
Organism: Loa loa (African eye worm)
Lineage: Eukaryota; Metazoa; Nematoda; Chromadorea; Rhabditida; Onchocercidae
Product: CBR-RHGF-2 protein
Exons: 14
Coding region: 16-2427 (803 amino acids)
Biological process (GO): endothelial cell migration; Rho protein signal transduction
Cellular component (GO): endocytic vesicle; plasma membrane; axon
Molecular function (GO): guanyl-nucleotide exchange factor activity
Source: RefSeq, a predicted model, not a curated record
UAGCUUCUAAAACAAAUGAAUGAACUUUGCCAGUGCUUCCUGAAAAUGCAAGAAGUUGGCUAUAUGCGUGAUGUUGACCCACGUCGGGUCUUUCUUAAUUACCCCGAACUCUAUGUUCAUAAUUCGAAAUUUUGGAAAAAGGCGGUGCUACAAAUGCUGCAAACUUCGAGAAAUAACGGCACUCCUUUAGACCCAGCAAUCCUGAAAUCCGGUUUUGAACGAAUUGAUGAGUGGUGGCCUUGUUAUACAACUUUCAUAUAUGGACAUGCUGAUUGUCAUAGCUAUGUACAGAAAUGCCAGAAAGAAAAUGAACUGUUUCGCGAAUUCGUUACGUGGGCAGAAUCGCAAGAUACGAUGAGACGACAACGUUUAUUGGACGCUUUGACAAAUCCGAUGCAACGUCUUACAAGAUAUAGUUUACUUCUCAAAGCUGUUCUUAAGCAUACUGUUGAUGAUAUCGAACGGGACACUAUUCAGGAUAUGAUAUUACGAAUUGAAAAAGCCACUCGAAAUGUUGAAGAAACAUUAAAUAACAAUGACUUACAGAAUAAGCUUAAUGAAUUAUCGAGAGCGAUUGAAAGUUAUGAAGCUGUUGACUGUGAAGAGUUUGAAAAGAUAUUCCCGAUCAAAUGCUACAUUCGUUUGGCUGAUCCAAUGCCAUAUUUUGUGGGACAGCCACAGUUUCGUCGUGUUUAUUUGCGUGCUGAUUUAAAGAUGAAAGAUGGCAAACAGGGAACAAAGGUAGAUGCACAUUGCAUACUAUUCACCGAUCUCUUCCUCAUAUGUAAAGCUUCUAACAAGCGUUACGAUCGAUUAAGAAUACUUAAGCCACCAAUACAUAUCGCUAAAAUGUGCCUUCAGCGAUUUCCCGAUUACUCUGGUUUUGUAAUAGCACCAAUUAACGAUUUCGGUAUGCCUUCCGCAUUAUACUAUUUAUCGACUCCAUCAAUUGAGGAAACCCGAAAAUGGCUCGAAAUGACUAAUAUGGCGCUAAGAGACUUCUAUCGCCUGAAACCUCUGAGUCCGCAGCAAUGCUUGUUAGGUAUUUCGGUGGGAUUAUUUAAUGGAUUUGGAUUGAACGAUGAUGCAGAUCAUAAUCGUUCGAAUAGUAAUAGUGGUAGUACUCAAGAGGUUAUCAAUCAAGAGAUUAUACAUCGGAAAAGUUCCAGUAUGGAUUCUCAAAUGGUCGCUGAACAUAACCGUAUUGCUAAUGUGCGAAAAGUGAACACAAUAUCAUCGGCAGAUCAGAUUGAUCGAUUACUAAGAGAAGGACAAAAUGUUGGUAAUGGGAUUUGUGGCAGUGUUAAAAACAAUUUAGUAUCACAGCAUAAAUUAGCUGUAGUGGUCAAUGAUGACCGUUUCUUACCUUCAUUAGUUAGUACAACGUUGAAUGGGCAAUCAAAGUCAUCCACAGAUUUACACUUCGCUUCAAAAUCCGUGGAGUAUUUGGAUUCACCCAAUCUGCAUCGUCGAUCACGUUCGAACUCCUCUGGGCCAACCGAUAUUGCUAUUGACAAGACGUAUUCGAGUAAUUCGUCCAAGCCGGGAUUUUCGACUCAUUUAUUUUAUAAGGGACAUAUCUACGUUAGCGAUAAGCCAUCCACUUCAUUGGAACAUCAAGAAGGAUGUGACCUGCGUGCCUCCCAAGGCACAUUAGAUAGCAGUCCAGAUUUUUCCGAACAACGAAUUGCUGGACGGCAAGAUGAAACGGUGCGAUGUUCCUCUCCUUCAGUAAUUAUGACUUAUGCAAACGAUGAAGGUGUUGGAAUACCAUCUUCACAGAUGUCAAAUGCACGUCGUUUUGAACGGCGUUAUCAUACAUCAGAUGGUAUUGAUAUUACUAAGCCAAAGGUGCCGGCAAACUUACCACCCGGGAUUUUGAAACGAUUCUCCUGGAACGUUUCAACAGCUGUCGGUGGUUCAUCGAGGAAAAUCACGAAUCGAAUGAAUGAACAGAAUAUUCGGCGUCAAUCACAAUCAACGGUAGCUUCAUCGGAAUCAUUCAGCUCAUCAACAUCUGGUUUCAGUACCGCUUCAUCAUAUAUGGAAGGUUCCACUGUUACAGAGGAAAUGACUCCAAUUGGUGAUCUUGAUAUGCACAUUUCAACAGUAGCAAUAGGAGUACUGGAGGACGUAGCAGAAGAUACUCGAACACUGAAGAUUCAGCUUAGCGAUGAGAAUAUCGAUGAAAUCGAAAAGAAAGAAACGACAACUGUCCCACCUCCACUUCCUGAUGUACCACCUCCUUCAUUAAAUGGCAAAGAGAAAGGUGCUGGAUUUGGUGCCACCACCGCUCCUCUCUCUUCCGCAACCGCAACCUCAGUCCUGACAACAAUUAACAGAGGAGGUGAAGCAACAAACUCCGUUAAACAGCAAGAGUUACUGAAAUUCAUUAUGGAUAAUCAUCUGGAGACCUCCGAUGUGUGAAAUGAUUAUCUAUUCAUCAUUGCAAAUCAUAUUUGGUUGUACAACAAUACUGUUCGCGAAGAAGUCGUCACUUAAUUUUAUAACGUCGGAAAGCCUGAUUCCAUGUAACUAUACAAUAUUUGGAAAUCAUCGAUACUUCACUGUAUUAAGUAGUGCUUUUU